AUGUCCAGCAGUACAUCGGACCAUAAAACAAAGGCUUCUAUAGAGUUGAAGGUCAUUGUAGUUGGAGCAGGCAUUGGAGGACUCGCGGCGGCGUAUGCUUUACGAUGUGCGGGCCACAAUGUGACGAUAGUGGACAAAAAGUUUGGAAGACCGCAGUUAAAAAGUCAGGGUGUUUCCCACUCACCUCCAAACAUGACAAAAAUUCUCUGCAAAUGGGGCAUGGAUGUUCUGAUGGAAGGAGAAGCUCAGACAUACAACUCGCUAGUGAUGCGGAAAGGGCAGCUGGGUGAUCUAAUCGGGAUUAUGCAUUUCGACAAGGAUUUCCUUCACGAUCUUUGUGCAAAUUAUAUGGUCGUCAGAGUCCAGAAGCUGGAGGACAUAUUGCUGUCCAUGAUUCGCGAGGAGGGUGUCAACGUGCUAUCAGCGACUGUGACCGACAUGCAGAGUUCCCCUGAUGACGCCACCAUCAUGCUUGACGACGGCAAGAGCAUGUCCGCCGACCUCAUGAUUUGCGCGGACGGGUACGACAGCAAGUUCAAAUCGGUCGUCACUGGCGUGGAAGACGACGAAGACCAACUCACGCCACCAAAAUCACAUUUACUCUUCUCAUGGACCUUGCCGAUGGACGUUAUCCGCCAAGAUAAAGUUCUGCAAUACAACACGGAUCCUGCACAGUGGCAAGUAUGGCAAGUUUGGAACGGACCUGGAUAUAUUUUCCACUUGAACGCUCCCGCAGGGGAGAAAUAUCUUUCGAUGACAAUGUCAGCAGACUACAAUCGAGAAAUCCACCCAGGAGACGAAGUCUGGGAAAACCGUACUCUCGAUUAUUGGGGUAUUGAUGUAAAUGCUUACGAGCCUCGGAUCAAAACAUUGCUAAGCCUCACCAAGUACGUAACUUCAAGAGCGUUGAUAUCACGGCCGCCCUUGGAGGAUCUAGUGUGUGAGAACUCAAGAAUAGCCUUGGUUGGGGAUGCUGCGCACCCAAUGCUGUUUGGAAGUAAUCAUCAUCUAGGUCUAUCAUUUGAAGAUGCAGAAACCCUCCGAUGUCUAUUUUCGCGCAUCCGGCAUCCCGAUCAGAUAUCAAACUUCUUGGCUGCAUUCGAAGAAAUACGAUUACCCCGAAAUGCUUAUUUAGUCGAAUUCGACCGCCAAUUCCAUCUGAACAUGAAAGUAGAUAAUGGGCCUCAGCGAGACCAGUUACACGCUGUACUUAGCCAGGGUAUGGCUCAUGGAGACUGGGAUCACAUGGACGAAGGAAGUUUUAGAGCGGUGUGGGGUGAGGAGCUGAACACGUACACAUACGACGCUUCGGAGCAAGUUGACGAUUGGUUUACAAAAUGGGGAACCAUGAUGUCGAAAAAUUCGGAAGAUGCAAAAGAUGCCCCCAAGACCCCAUCGUCGAUCCCAGGCCUUCACCGUGUAUCAAUCAGUCAGUUUGAUCAUCCUUGA
Messenger RNA from Psilocybe cubensis, 1449 nucleotides. RefSeq lists its product as uncharacterized. NCBI's taxonomy places the organism in Eukaryota, Fungi, Basidiomycota, Agaricomycetes, Agaricales, Agrocybaceae. The record is from RefSeq and is a predicted model, not a curated record. Gene Ontology annotation, molecular function: FAD binding; monooxygenase activity. The transcript has 10 exons. Bases 1 to 1449 code for a protein of 482 amino acids.